UACAAUUGCAUUAAGCAUAUAAACAGUAAACUAUUCAUCUAAAUUCUCUUUUCAGUGUUUUUUUAUUUAUUUCUGAAGUUCAUUCAUAUAAAUUUCAAUGGAUUCUGGCUAUGAUAUUUCAAGGAUACUGUUCAAUACCACUUCAAGAGGUGGAUUUGUAUCAAGAAACUCACUGGUUUUGGAUAGUGAGAAAGAAGAACUAGUGAAGUCCCCUCCAAAUCCAAUGAAUGGAGAGAAAAAGAUGUGUGAUGGUAACAAAACUUUGGUGGCUUUGAAGAGUCAUAGGGAAGCUGAGAGGAGAAGAAGAAACAGAAUCAAUGGUCAUCUUGCAAAACUUCGAGGACUUCUCUCAUGUCCUCCAAAGAUGGACAAAGCAACCUUACUAGCAGAGGUUAUUAGGCAAGUGAAGGAACUGAAAAAGAAUGCAAAUGAAGAAAGCAAAGGCUACUUAAUCCCAAAAGAUAUCAAUGAAGUGAAAGUUGAAAUUGAACCAUGUGAAAGUGGAGGAGUAGAUGGCUCUAUUCUUUACAAAGCAUCAAUCUGCUGUGAUUAUGGACCUGAGCUUCUAUCUGAUCUAAAGCAAACUAUUGAUACACUUCAACUGGAUUUGGUAAGGGCAGAAAUGUCAACUUUGGGAGACAGAGUUAAGAAUGAAUUUGUAUACACGUGUUGUAAAGUGGAUAUUUAUGAUGUUGAGUUAUGUCAAGUUAUUGCAAGUAAUGUUCAUCAUGCACUUACUUCUGUUUUGGAUAAGGCUUCUGCUUCAAUGGAUUACGAAUUAAGACUACCACCGCGUCCUUGCCUUCGGCUGCAAAAUGUGACAUCUACUUUGUCAUGCAACCAUGAAUUUUGUUCAUGUUGAUGCCUAACAUUUUGGUUAGGUUGAUAUUUUUUUCGGAUUUGUCGUUUAACUUUUUUCAUGAGUUAUAUGACUUAUGAAUGAAGCUUCAAAGUUUUUGGUUUUAAAGCAUGUUGUUUUUCAUGAGUUAUAUGACUUAUGAAUGAAGCUUCAAAGUUUUUGGUUUUAAAGCAUGUUGUUUUUCAUGAGUUAUAUGACUUAUGAAUGAAGCUUCAAAGUUUUUUGUUUUGAAACGUGUUGUUGUCUUUACAAUUAUGCAGCAAAUUAUUCAAAGGUGAACUAUCCUUUUUUUCUCAUAAGCUUUCGACUGGUUUAAUGGAAUACAUAAUAUGUAUUUCUUUAUUAGAUAAAGUUGAUCUAAAAGAUGCAGCAUUGCUCUAUUGCUCUAGGUACAGCCGUCAAACCCGAAAAAUCAUAAGAUUUGGGCUUUAAAAUUAGAGUUCAUAUUUUUCAGGGCCUUUUUAGUCCAAUGUUAAAAAAUCCGCCACCCAUUAGAGUUAGCUCAUAUAGACCGUGGAUAGUCCAUUAGACCCGCAUAAUUAUAAAUUUUAAAAAAAUAUAUUAAUAUUUAUAUUAUCUUACUCCAAAAUAAUAUAUUGAUUUUUCUCGCUUCACUAAAUUUUAUCUCUAUUUUAUUCCAUCUUUCUCUUUUAAA
This is a messenger RNA of Vicia villosa (hairy vetch), 1514 nucleotides long. RefSeq names its product putative transcription factor bHLH107. NCBI's taxonomy places the organism in Eukaryota, Viridiplantae, Streptophyta, Magnoliopsida, Fabales, Fabaceae. Gene Ontology annotation, molecular function: DNA-binding transcription factor activity; protein dimerization activity. Gene Ontology annotation, biological process: regulation of DNA-templated transcription. The record is from RefSeq and is a predicted model, not a curated record. Bases 98 to 862 code for a protein of 254 amino acids. The transcript is spliced from 2 exons.